AUUUUUCAACUUCAAUACAUUCGAAAUUUGCAUAAAUAUGCGGGAUAUUUUGAAGACGUCAACAUUCUACACCGAUUUCUCUAAAGUAUAAGCCUUCGUUCCCUCGAACGAACGUGUGUGAAUUCAACGCAAACUUUAUCCAGUCUCGAAAUAUUGAGGCAAUUUUGACAUAAAACAAUACUUUAAUACUUUAUAUCAAAUAAAAACAAUAUUAUUUUAAACGGACUAAAUGACUAUUCUUCGAAUUUCAUUUACUUUUCUGCUUGUAAUAGCCUAUGUAGAAGGAAGACCUACUAUGACGAAAACGGCAACGACUACAAAUACACUAUCUUUGGAACAAAAUAUGUUGGAGGAAGAAACGAAAUUAAAACAAAUACAAGAAGACGAUUCCGAAACUAUGUCAAUUCCAAGUCGCCGAAAACGGUCGUUUGGACCUUGUAAACAAUAUUUACUAAGAUUCAGAAAAGCUACACCACUGAAGAAAAUUAGGCUUUUGUUGAGGUCAAACAUACGGAAUAUAUGUGGAAAACGUUUCUUCCGAUUUACUCGUGAACUUACCCUACUGGAUUGUGCAGAUGGAUUUAAUUGCAGUUGAUGAUGUCAUUAUUCAUCAAAAUUGAUUGAGAUUCUAUAAUUUAAAUUUAUUAUCAUUAUUGCUGAUAUUUUACUGUGAACAGAGCUUUCGCACAUAUUUAUAUAGUUAUUUAAAAAUGCACAGUCUAGUCCAACGAUAAAACGAAUUUAAUACGGUACUCACUCAUGUUUAUCAUUAUAAGUUCCUACGCCUUUGAUAUGAUGUAUGCUAUGUCAAACGUGAUUAUUUAAGUAAUAAAACCUCUUUGAAGUUA
Messenger RNA from Styela clava, 848 nucleotides. RefSeq lists its product as uncharacterized. The record is from RefSeq and is a predicted model, not a curated record. NCBI's taxonomy places the organism in Eukaryota, Metazoa, Chordata, Ascidiacea, Stolidobranchia, Styelidae.